This is a messenger RNA of Bombus pascuorum, 2378 nucleotides long. Its product is annotated as serine protease snake-like. The coding region runs from base 125 to 1339 and encodes 404 amino acids. Gene Ontology annotation, biological process: proteolysis. NCBI's taxonomy places the organism in Eukaryota, Metazoa, Arthropoda, Insecta, Hymenoptera, Apidae. The transcript has 5 exons. The record is from RefSeq and is a predicted model, not a curated record. Gene Ontology annotation, molecular function: serine-type endopeptidase activity.
GGCAUCACUCGUGCUUGCUUGAUCAUCAGUUUAGUCUUGAACUGUACGCCACGCGGAUUGGUUUAUCGGCAUCGUUUGUUUCACUUUUCAUCACCGUGUUAGUUUUGUGUACAUUAUUACAGAAAUGUGCAGCAUCGUUCGAUCGACUGCCGUGUCCUUCCUACUCCUCGUCUUAGUGUCCGCGAUCAAAGAAGAACUCUAUGAAGGGAGCCAGUGCACGAUGGAACAAGGUAAUCCAGGUGUAUGUAGGAAAUUGCCCGACUGUCCCUUCAGGAUACAGGAAGUAAUAGAAGGUAGAAGACAUAUGACUUCUUCGGGAAGAUGUGGUUUCGUUAAGGAUAUCGAGAUCGUUUGUUGUCCCGUAAAUAUCACGAGGAAGAUAUCGCCUCGUCCAGCUGAUAUUGCUUGCCAAGAAUACAUUGAGCAGAGCUCGCAAUUGUACGAUCUAUCUUUUCACAUAUACGGCGGAGUUGAGGCUAAACCUGGAGAAUUCCCAUACGCAGUCGCUUUAGGAUAUGUAAACCAGGACCUUUCCGAAAAUCCAGCACCUAUCACUUACGGAUGCGGAGGUAGCUUGAUCUCUAUUGAACACGUGUUAACAGCAGCACACUGUGUGAAUAAUAUAGACGAAAAAGUUCCAGUCGAAGUACGAGUAGGAAACGAAAGCAUAGUAAAUAUCGCGGCAAACGUGCAACGAAUCCCGAUAAGCGACAUAAUAUCUCAUCCGAAGUAUAAACGCAGUGUGAAUUAUAACGAUGUUGCCAUUCUGAAGUUGAAAACAAAGGUACUACUUUCCAGUGCGGUUUACCCUGUCUGCCUUCAAACCCAAUUCUUAAAUACAUUGAGCAUGACACCGAAAAUGUCUUUAAUAGUGAUUGGUUGGGGUGCUACAGACUUUAGCAGUGUGGAGCCAAACUCCAUCAAUUUGAGGAGGACACCCGCUCUCAGACUCGUGGAUAGAGAAGAAUGUACUAAAGACUACGUAGGAUUUCCAAAAUUACCCAAUGGCAUCGACGACAGCAUGAUUUGUGCCGUAGACACGAAUCUCACGAGGGGAGCAGAUGCCUGUCUAGGAGAUAGCGGAGGUCCACUGUUACUAUUCAGUCAGCAAGGCGUUAAAGUAGUGGGAAUUACGGCUUUCGGACAAGCUUGUGGUGGCUCUAAACCCGGUGUCUAUACGGCGAUAUAUCCUUAUUUAGAUUGGAUCGAGGAGCAGGUGUGGAUAAGAAGCAACGAGAACAACAAAGCUGUCGUGAAGGCUCCGAGUAACAAGAGUGAACCUGUCAUAAAACUGUCUUUUAUUAAUCCUAUCUUUAACAUCUCGUACACGUCCCACUGAGACAUGCCUUAUACGUGUUAUACAUACCUGGGGGAUAUUCGCGUAGUAGAAUUGGAUUAUGUUACGGAGACAACGGUGUAUAUCAUCUGUUCCAUUUUUCCGAUUUUCCAUCCAAUUUAAUCGUGCCUUAGAUGAUCUGUUACAUCUGCUGCGUCAUAUCCGAUGCAAUCGUAUUUUUUUAUCGUUAGAAAAUUUCUUAUUGUUAUGUGCGACUUUUUUACACUUACGUUAAAGAUUUUCUCAAAACGUUAAAAUUCCUCUUUUCGGAUUGAAAGUACAGCGAGAUUCAUAGGCGGAAAAUUAAAGGACCGCAGCAGAGUUAAUAAAUUGUAUAGCGAUUCGUAAACGAAAUUUAGUAACUGAAUAAUCUACAAAAUAUUGAAACUUUUUAGUAGAAAAGUUGGUAGAAAUUGAAGACCGCAGGGCAAGAACACGAGCUAAGUUACGAUUCCCAUUUCUUAAGCAAACAGUUUUAAAGUUGUAAAUUAAUCUCAUGUUAUCAAAAUUGUCUUUGAACUUGAUUUUGAAGCUAAUUUUACGGAUAACUUAAAUCAAUGUCGUAAUAUUAAAUUAUUGAAAGUAAUUCAAAUAUUGCUUACCUUGAAUCAUACUUCUGUCUGCUUGAGAAAUUUAUCAAUUAUAUUUUCAAGCCUCAAAGAUGAACUUUAAUUAAGUAUCCGAACCGCUAAAUUUCUAGUAUAUCCAAUGUGUGUCAUCGAGAAGGAAAGAACGAUAGGGAAUAAACAUUAACAAAACCCUCUUUUAUUUAUUCACAUUCUGUACAAAUGUUAUUUUACAUAAUGUCGAUAAUAUCUACCGGACCAGCUCGAAUUAUUGGCCGGCAAUUAUGUGAUAAGCGUCGAUUUGAAUAUUCUUCAAAGCGAAGUACAGUUAUUAAAACCGAGCAUAGGCGAUCUUGGAAUAAAGUAGAAACCGUUGUUGGCGGAUAAACGUAAGAUGUAUUGAUUGUAUGCUUUUUGUAAAAAAUGCAAAGAAAGAAAAAAUGCUUUCUAAACGAAAUAAAAAUAUUUUAGACAAA